Molecule: messenger RNA, 1518 nt
Organism: Penicillium verrucosum
Lineage: Eukaryota; Fungi; Ascomycota; Eurotiomycetes; Eurotiales; Aspergillaceae
Product: sugar porter family MFS transporter
Exons: 5
Coding region: 1-1518 (505 amino acids)
Biological process (GO): transmembrane transport; carbohydrate transport
Cellular component (GO): membrane
Molecular function (GO): carbohydrate:proton symporter activity
Source: RefSeq, a predicted model, not a curated record
AUGGGUUUCAUCAAUUUCAAAAACUAUCGGGUCUACGUCCUGACCUCGGUGGCCUAUCUGGGCUCCCUGCUCUUUGGUUAUGACACGGGUGUUAUGGGGUCAGUCCUGGCCCUUUCCAGUUUUAAAAAGGAUUUCGGCCUCCCCGUUGAGUCAUCCGGGUUCAGCGACGAGAAGAACGCUCAGAUUUCCUCCAAUGUGGUGUCCCUACUCACAGCAGGAUGUUUCUUCGGAUCCAUCUUCGCUGCUUACAUGAACGACAGACUGGGCCGGAGGUACUCGCUGAUGGUCUUUGCCGUGAUCUUCCUGGUUGGAGCAGCCGUCCAAGUUGGAGCUCACCAUGAGAUUGGCAUGAUCUAUGGCGGACGUGUCAUCGCCGGUUUUGGUAUCGGUGGUAUGUCCAGUAUCACCCCGGUGUUUGUCAGUGAAAACUGCCCUCCGGCAACCCGUGGCCGUGUUGCCGGUCUCUUCCAGGAGUUCUUGGUGAUUGGUAGUACCUUCGCCUACUGGCUGAACUAUGGCGUCUCGCUUCAUGUUCCCGAAGGCACAAGCCAAUGGCGUAUCCCAGUUGCCAUUCAGCUUAUCCCAGGUGGUUUGAUGCUCAUCGGGUUAUUCUUCCUCAAAGAGUCUCCUCGUUGGCUGCUAACGAAGGGCCGCCGGGAUGAUGCACUCAAGUCCCUUGCUUACAUUCGUAAUGAGCCUGAAAACAGCGAGGCUGUUCAACUCGAGUUUGCUGAAAUCACGGCUGCCAUUGACGAAGAAUCCCAGGCUACCGAGGGCCUGACGUGGAGGGAAUGCCUGAAGCCUAGCAACAGAUACCGCUUCUUCCUGGCAUUCGUCCUGAUGUUUUGGCAGCAGUUUUCCGGAACAAACAGCAUUGGAUAUUAUGCUCCUCAGAUCUUUGCAAGUGUCGGGUUGAGCAAAACGGACUCCUCCUUGUUUGCCACCGGUAUCUACGGAACAGUCAAGGUCGUUGCAACUGCGAUCUUCCUAAUCGUCGGUAUCGAUCGCUGGGGCCGAAAGAAGAGUUUAAUUGGUGGUGCCGCUUGGAUGGCUAGCAUGAUGUUCAUCAUUGGAGCAGUCUUGGCUACCAAUCCCCCCCGACCCAGAAGCCACAUCCGUCUCAUCGGCGUCCACUGCCAUGUUCCUUGGGUGUAUCUUGGCGAGAUCUUCCCAACUCGUCUUCGCGCCUACGGUGUCGGUUUCGGUGCCGCCACACAAUGGCUGUUCAACUUCGUCAUCACUGAGGUUACCCCUCGUGCUAUCAAUAAGAUUGGCUGGAAGACUUUCCUCAUGUUUGGCAUCUUCUGCUUUGCCAUGGGUGUCUUCGUCAUCGUAUUCUUCAAGGAGACCAAAGGCCGAACCCUGGAGGAGAUGGAUCUCAUUUUCGGCGCUGUUGAUGAGCAGCAGAGACGCGCUGAUGUGGAACACACCUUGCAAAAGACUCAAAUUAUGCAUCAAGAGCAUACAGACACGACAGAGACUGCGAAGACUACAGAGACUACAGAGCACAAGCAGUGA